Australozyma saopauloensis is the source of this 810-nucleotide messenger RNA. Its product is annotated as Elongator subunit. The record is from RefSeq and is a predicted model, not a curated record. The transcript has a single exon. The coding region runs from base 1 to 810 and encodes 269 amino acids. Gene Ontology annotation, biological process: tRNA wobble uridine modification. Gene Ontology annotation, cellular component: elongator holoenzyme complex. NCBI's taxonomy places the organism in Eukaryota, Fungi, Ascomycota, Pichiomycetes, Serinales, Metschnikowiaceae.
AUGUCAUCUCAACAACAAGACUUGGUAUUCUUCACAGAUGGAUCGCUUUUAACACCAAAAGAUGCAUCGCUGAACCCCAAACUACACAUCAUUUCACAUCACGACGGCACCUCGCCAAUGUGGCUCACUACAACGCUAGCUGAAAAUUGUCUUGUUGGAACGGCAAACCUGGUGAAUCGUGAGCUCAAGCAAUCUGAAAACGAUUGCUCUGUAGUUAAUGCAUCGUUUCUACACACCGAGGAUGUGUUUGAGAAAGCUAGCCGUAGACAGGCUGUCGAUUUGGGUUCUCUUUCUCUGUUCAAGUUCUUGGACUACAGCUCUUCGCUAUUCACCUCUAAUUUCCCUGCAACAAAAGAUCCUAAAAGACAGCUUUCGUUGUUGUUUGAUGACAUUACAAAAACUAUCGAAUCAGCGAAAACUUCUAACAAAGUUGUGUUUCUCGACUCCCCAGAGCUUCUAUUGGCAGCCACAAACCUCUCAAGCGCAGAUAUACUUGCAGGAGUAAGAAAGUUGCAAAAGCUAGCUACUGUCAUAACCAUUAUCAAUGUCCACACUUCGAUGUUUAACAUGGACAUCCAAAAUGCUCAAGAUCCUGCCUUUCAGAUCACUGACUUUUACGUCAAGCUUUGUCAUAUGUCCUCAUUAAACAUCAGUUUGCAGCCAUUAGCAACAGGCAAAGCAAAGGAUAUUACAGGAUCAUUAACAGUUACAAGAGGCGCUAUACCCAUGACCUCGGGUUCCGAAGUUUUGGAGCGAGAGUAUGUCUUCCAGGUGACAAAGGAUGCUACAGCCAAAUUGUACUUCCGUUGA